This is a messenger RNA of Odontomachus brunneus, 1483 nucleotides long. RefSeq names its product electron transfer flavoprotein beta subunit lysine methyltransferase-like. Gene Ontology annotation, biological process: peptidyl-lysine trimethylation. Gene Ontology annotation, molecular function: protein-lysine N-methyltransferase activity. The record is from RefSeq and is a predicted model, not a curated record. Gene Ontology annotation, cellular component: mitochondrial matrix. The coding region runs from base 38 to 895 and encodes 285 amino acids. The transcript is spliced from 2 exons. Lineage: Eukaryota; Metazoa; Arthropoda; Insecta; Hymenoptera; Formicidae.
CGAGCCAUAUUUAGCUUUUGUUUCCAAGCCGUCAGUGAUGAUUGCGAGGAGUGUUAUGUGUUUGAAGGAACGUCUCGUCACGAGAACAUUCUCGCGGGACAUAAAAGAGAUCUGGGAUCAUGUUCUACGGAACAGCCGUGGGGUAUCGCUUAAAGGAUUCACGGAGAAGCGACAGGACGUGGUGAGGACGAUCUUGGAAAACACCGAGGUCACUCGAGACCACAUGACUCCGGAGCUGAAGUUACUGCUGCUCACGGAGAAUUGUCCUCUGUAUCGUGAGCCCUUCAUUGACAAGGAUGGCGAUAGGAGACUCGACUCUUUGACGAGAACCGUAUUUCACGAUCCAUUCUGGUCCAUAUACUGGCCCGGCGGACAGGCGCUCACGAGAUUCAUCCUCGACGAGAGGGAGCGAAUUUUCGGACGUAAGUUGCCGGGUGCGAAAAAGGGUCCUCUAAGGAUACUGGAUCUGGGUGCGGGAUGCGGCGCCACGGCGAUAGCCGCGAAAUCGAUCGGGCCGUGGCAAGUGGUCGCGAAUGAUAUCAGUGAAGUCGCCUGCGUAGCUAUUGCGAUGAACGCCAUGCUAAAUGACGUGGACAUCGAGGUGACGUGGCAGAACCUACUGGAAAAAACACCGGAAGAUCUGUACGACGUGAUCUUUGUCGGCGAUCUGCUGUACGACGAGGAAAUAGCGAACAUCCUAAUUACGUGGCUGGAAAACGCACACGUACGAGGUGCGCGAAUUUACGUGGGGGAUCCAGGAAGACAUGGCUUAACCGCGGAUCUAAAGAGCCGAUUGAGAUUGCUGCGACGAUAUUUCCUACCCGAGAGCGUUAAGAGAGAGAAUCACGGUUACGACACAGCCACCGUAUGGGAAUUUGCGACCGGAACAAAGUAGCUAUAUUUGCAUGCAGCUAUAUUUAGCGACGAAAAUUGCGUUUUAUACAAACUACCGCCACCAACAUCGCCCCGAAUGAAGAAACUCAAACGUCACUGAAAGCAAAUGGCAUUGCAAAACUUAGGCCCAUAUUAAUAGUCGUUACUUGAAACUUUUCUCAAAAGUGAGAUAUUCAGAUUUGAGUUCAGAGUCAGGUGAAAAUUUUCCAGUUGAACCGCUAUUAUAGAUGUAAUAUCACAUAUGUUAUAUUAUUCAAUUGGAAAAUUUGAAUGUAAAUCUGAGUAAAAAUUUGAGUAUCUCGCAAGAGACAAGUUUCAAAUGACAACUAAUAAUGCGGCUUUUAGAGUAUCGCAAUUUCUUGCGAAACUUCAGUAAGAUGGAUUUAUCUUAAUGUUAUUAAUCAAACGAAAACGUCUCGAGAAAGAUAAAGAAACGUGUUCACCUUCGUCACGUGUAUUCGUUCGCGUUAGAAAAUGCAUUAAAAAUGCAUAAAAAAUGCAAGAUGCAUUCAGAAUAUGUACUUUAUUCUGCCGCACCUAAAAUAUUUUUUAUCGUCAUAAAAUAAAUAAUAUAUUCGAUAUGUUUAAA